GGCGGGAAAAAAGAUUAUAGAGCAAAGUGUUUGGAAUCCAAUAGUUAAUUCACCAACCUUGAAAUAUUUUAGCCAAACAAAAUAUUAGUACCAUAAAGUAACUUCAGAGGGGUCGGACGGGUUCAGGUCAACUCAUGUCGGGUAACGGGUCCGGUCAAUUUUUGCUUCGUAAAGUAAAACACGACUCCAAACAGAAAACCUGAAAAAAAAAAAAAAAAAAAGGAAAAAGAAUUUUGCACAUCUCUAGACUCGAGUCCUUCCCCAGUUUGCUUCUUACUCCUAAACACAGAAGCUAAGUCCCUCCACCCUUUGCAUUUUCUACUUUUUAAUUUGCAAAUAGUUGAGUUAAAGGAAAAAGGGGUUUUUAGAUUUUUCUGGGUUUGUCUGGAAAUUGUUAGUUUGGUAGCUGUGGGGGAAGAAUGAAGGGGGGAGGAAGGAAGAAGGUUCAGAACGAUGCGGUGGAAGAGGAGGCUGAGAAGGAAGUGAACAAGAAAGUGGUUUCUGAUGAAAAUGGUAAUGGGGUGAGUGAUUGUAAAGAGAGUGAAGGGAAUGGGGAGAAAUGGAAAGGGGAGGAGGGAGAUGGGGAGGGAGAGGGAGAAGAAGAAGGCGAGGAGGAGGAGGAGGAGGAGGAGGAGGAGGAAGAGGAGGGGGAGGGGGAGGAGGAUGGCGGGGAGAAGGGUGUGGAGGAGGGACAAGAAGAGCGAACCAAGCUCGAUGAGGGGUUCUUCGAGAUUGAAGCUAUUCGUCGGAAAAGGAUACGAAAGGGUCAGCUCCAGUAUCUUAUCAAAUGGCGUGGAUGGGCUGAAACAGCAAACACAUGGGAGCCAUUAGAGAAUCUCCAGUCUUGUUCUGAUGUCAUCGAUGCCUUUGAAGAGAGCCUGCGUUCAGGAAAGCAUACUCGAAAGCGCAAACGCAAGUAUGGAGGUCCUCAUGUACAGUCCAAGAAGAGGCAGCCACGGUCAUACACUGGUGGUGUUUCUGAAGCCAGUUUUGGUGAGAAGUCUUUAGCCUUGGUCCCUUUUGACAAUUCAAGUUUUAGCCAUCUUCCUGCCUCAAAUCAAGUAUCAGUAGCUGGUCAUGUGGGAAAGAAUAAUGGAAAUUUUAAUAUUGUUGGACUGGCCAACCGAGCUAAUGAAAAUGGAUCUUCCAAUGGUUUAAAAAAAACUGAUGAAAGGAGGGAAGGAAAUGAGUAUGAUACAAAACUUAGUGAGCUAAAAGGAGAAGUAUCUUCCAAUGGGGUAAAUGCAGAUAAGCUUUCAUUAAAAUUCCAAGAAGGGAAGGCUUCUGAAGGUGAUGGCCUUGCGAAUGGGCUCCCAAAGGUAUCACAUCAAGAAACAGUUCAAAGUAAUCGUCAGACUGGGGCGAAAAGAAGAAAGUCUGGUUCUGUGAAGAGAUUUAAACAAGAUCCAGCCCUUUCUGAACCAAAUUUGACACAAAAUUCAACACCAAAUAUGACUGUCAGUUAUAGUGUUACAGAUGCAUGGAUAGGGAUUGAAAAUCCUAUUUUAACUGGUGAAAAUUCAAGCUACAAGCCCAAGGUUGAUCAUCCAGUAAACGCAUGCACUAUAACCGAGAUACUAAAGCCAAUAGGAUUUUCAUCUUCAGUAUCAGAUAAUAGUCAAGAUGUGUCAGUAAUCUUUGUGGCAACGAGGUCUGAUGGAAAAGAAGUUAUAGUGGACAACAAAUUCCUCAAAGCUAACAAUCCUAUUCUGUUGAUCAACUUCUAUGAGCAGCAUCUCAAGUACAGUCCUACACCUUGAUUCGACCAAUCUGUGGCAGGACUUUCAUGAUACAAUUGCAUAGUUCCAGAGUAAAGCAGGAUAACAAGUUGAGUCGUAGAUUAAUAGUGCAAAGCGGGUGAUUUAGUGGUAGUUCUCUCACUUUCUCUCUGUGAUUAUUAGACAUUUAUCCAUUUACUGUUAUUGUGUGUUACCUGAUUAUCUAAUAUUGGUUAUUUGGUUACAAGUAUAUACCAUUCAUGACUUCAUAUUGAAAGUUUUUGUUACAUAUAAAUGGUGAAGCUCAUU
Rubroshorea leprosula is the source of this 2027-nucleotide messenger RNA. NCBI's taxonomy places the organism in Eukaryota, Viridiplantae, Streptophyta, Magnoliopsida, Malvales, Dipterocarpaceae. The record is from the annotation of a GenBank genome assembly.